AUGCGCUCCUCCGUCGCCCUCGUCGUCGCCGCCGCCGCCGCCCUCACGGCCGCGACGCCGUACCAGUGCCCGCCGCUCGGCCCCGUCCUUCCCAAGGCCGAGAACCCGAGCACGCACCCCGCUGUCCAGGCUGCCGUGUCCGCCUUCAUUGCGGGGCUUGAGGCCGAGACAGCGACGUUCACCGCAUCCGCCGUGUCCAUCGGCGUCAAGUCGUCGGUCGAGGAGGGUCCACUGGUGGACUUCCAUUUCACGCCGCCUGAGCGGGACCCUCGGGGCGCCGGCGUCGUGGACGCGCACACGGUGUACCGGCUCGCGAGCGUGACCAAGGUGUUCCCCGUGCUGGCGGCGCUGCAGAACUCGGACCUCAUCGGGUGGGAGGACUCGGUGGCCAAAUUCAUCCCGGAGCUGAGGGACGCGCCGAAGGGCGAGCUGGAUUAUGUUGAUUGGGAGGACGUCACGGUCGAAGCUGCGGCCGUGCAUAUCGGCGGUGUUGCGGCCGAGAUGAUGACGGACGGCGCGGCGUAUCCCGGGGAUUGGGAGGCCAUCGGGCUGCCCCCCGUGGCCGAGGAGGACAAGCCGAAGUGCGGCGGUUUCCUGGGUCUGCCAGCUUGCACGAGAGAAGAGUUCCUGGACGCGCUUAAGAGCCGGCGGCCGCCCGUCUACCCGGCCUACCAGUCGCCCGUCUACUCGAACCUCGGCACGGCGCUCGUGGGGCUCGUCGUCGAGGGGGCCACGAAUAAGACGCUCGAGGAGGUGCUGGCCGAGUCCGUCCUGGGCCCGGCGGGGAUGGGCAACACGACGUACGGGAAGCUGCCGGAGGACCUGAGCACGCUGUUCAUCCCGGCCAACGACACGUACUACGACUUUCAGCUGGGCGUCCUCGACCCGUCCGGCGGCAUGUACUCGACGACGGCGGACAUGCUGCGGUUCGGCGACGCGAUCCUCCGGAAUAAGCUGCUCAGCCCGGCCAAGACGCGGCGGUGGCUCAAGCCGUCGUCCUUCACGUCGGCGCCUGGCAGCUUCGUCGGCAAGCCGUGGGAGGGCAUCGCUUCGGAUAACCUCACGGCGGACGGGCGGCUCGUCGAGGUGUACACCAAGGGCGGCGACCUCAUCACCCACCACGCGCUCCUGGUCGUCGUGCCCGAGUACGGCAUCACCAUAUCGGUGCUCGCGGCCGGGAUCGAGGUCAGCGGCGGGCUGUACUCGUACUACAUGUUCAAGAUGGGCGACCUGCUGCCGCCGCUGAUCCGGGCGCUGGACGAGGCGGCGCGGGACGAGGCGCGGGACCGCAUCGCGGGCACGUACGCCGACGAGGCGACCAACUCGAGCCUGACCAUCUCGCUCGACGGCGGCUGGGGCCUGCUGCUGUCAGACUGGCGCAUGAAGGGGUUCGAGGUGAUCCCGAACCUGAGUCGGUACAGCUUCCUGGGGGUCAACGUGACGGAGCUGCCGGCGGACCGGGAGCGGACGGCGAGGCUGUACCCGACGGGACUCGAGAGCGAGGGCGGAAACCGGACGGCGUGGCGGGCGCUGUUUGACACCUUCACGGCGGCGCAGCGGGACGCGGUGGACGACCUGCUUUUCUACCCCAACGCGUCGUGCGUGUCGUGGCUCUCGAUGGACCGGACGACGUACGACUACAAGGGGCUGGACCACUUCGAGUUCGCGUACGGCGAGGACGGGCGGGUCGAGAGCGUGCUGCCGAAGCCGUUUGCGCUGAGCCUGCAGAGGGUUGAAUGA
Molecule: messenger RNA, 1740 nt
Organism: Colletotrichum destructivum
Lineage: Eukaryota; Fungi; Ascomycota; Sordariomycetes; Glomerellales; Glomerellaceae
Product: Putative beta-lactamase/transpeptidase
Exons: 4
Coding region: 1-1740 (579 amino acids)
Source: RefSeq, a predicted model, not a curated record